AGGAGACUUCAACUUUGCUAAGACAAAAGUUCCGCAAGUAUGACCCCUUCUCAAGUCACUUUUGAAGUAAGAGGACCAUCUGUGACAGGAGAGGUUUUUGCAAUAUGUGGGAACUGCAAUGCUUUGGGGAAUUGGAAUCCACAGGUUGCAGUAAUCCUUCAAAAUGUUGAUGGCGUAUGGAAAACAACUGUAAAGCUUCCUAGAGGAGUUCCUGUUCAGUAUCGAUAUUUUAAAGGGUACUUCUUAAAACCUAAGACUAUCGGUGGUCCCUGCCAAGUCAUAGUUCACACGUGGGAGACUCAUCUACAACCACGAUCAAUAACCCCUUUAGAAAAUGAAAUAACUAUUGAUGAUGGAAGCUUUGGAGUCCAUAAUGGUGUAAAAACUGUGGAUGCUGGCUGGCUGACAUGUCAAACAGAAAUAAGAUUGCGCCUGCAUUAUUCAGAAAAACCACCUGUGUCAAUAUCCAAGAAGGAAUUUAAAACAUCAAGGUUUAGAGUAAAAUUGACUCUAGAAGGCCUAGAGGAAGAUGACGAUGAGGAGGAGGAAGAGGACCAAGAUAAAACAUCCCCUUCUUUCCCUCGGAAAAUGGCAAACACUCUGGAGAUCUCCUUAAUAAGUAACAAUGAAUAUAAAUCUCGACACUCUCAGCCAGAAUGUGGCUACGCUUUACAGCCAGAUCGAUGGACAGAAUAUACUAUACAAACCAUGGAGCCUGAUAACUUGGAAUUAAACUUUGAUUUUUUUGAGGAACACCUGGGUGAGAAAGUGCUACAAGGAGAUGUGCUCCCAGGUCAUGUGGCUUCUGCCUGCCUCCUGUCAUCCACAAUUGCAGAGCAGGGAAAGUGUGCUGGAACUCUGACACUUCCUAUAAUGAGCCGACUUUCAAGGAAGACAAUCGGGAAAGUUAGAGUGGACUACAUUGUCAUUAAGCCAAUACAAGGAUACACUUGUGAUAUGCAGGCCUCAUAUGCAAAGUAUUGGAAACCAAGAACGACUCUAGAUGUUGGACACAGAGGAGCUGGAAAUUCUACAACUACAACUAAACUUGCUAAAGUUCAAGAGAAUACUAUCGCUUCUCUGAGGAAUGCUGCUAGUCAUGGAGCAGCAUAUGUUGAAUUUGAUGUACAUCUUUCUAAAGAUCACGUGCCUAUUGUGUAUCAUGAUCUCACGUGUUGCAUGGCAAUGAAAAAGAAACUGGAUACUGAGCCUUCGGAACUGUUUGAGAUUGCAGUCAAAGAACUCACGUUUGAUCAGCUGCAGUUGUUGAAGCUGGCUCAUGUGACUGCCAUGAAAGUAAAAGAUCACAAUGCGUCUUUUAAAGAAGAGGAGAACUUUGCUUUUGAGACCCAGCCAUUUCCUUCUCUGCAGACAGUCCUGGAGUCUGUUUCUGAAGAUGUUGGGUUCAACAUAGAAAUAAAAUGGAUCUGCCAGCAAAGAGAUGGACAGUGGGAUGGCAACUUGUCAACUUAUUUUGAUAUGAACCUCUUUGUAGAUAUUAUUCUAAAAACUAUUUUGCUAAAUGCUGGAAGAAGGAGAAUUAUUUUUUCUUCAUUUGAUGCAGAUAUCUGUACAAUGAUUCGGCAUAAGCAAAACAAAUAUCCUGUAUUAUUUCUCACUCAAGGAGAAUCUGAUUUCUAUCCAGAGCUUAUGGAUCUUAGGUCUCGCACAACUUCAAUUGCUAUUAGUUUUGCCCAGUUUGAAAAUUUACUGGGAAUUAAUGUUCACUCCGAAGACCUGCUGAGGAAUCCAAUGUUUAUUGAACAAGCCAGAGCUAAAGACUUAGUUAUUUUCUCAUGGGGUGAUGACGCAAAUGACCCAGAGAACAGGAAGAAGUUGAAAGAAUAUGGUGUUCACGGCCUAAUAUAUGACAGGAUAUACGACUGGAACCCUGAACAACCAAACAUAUUCCAGGUAGAGCAGCUGGAACGCCUAAAGCAGGAAUUACCGGAGCUGAAGAGCUGUGUGUGUCCCACAGUUAGCCACUUCAAAUCCAUAUCCCUGUGCAAAUGCCGCCACAGCCGCCGGGAAGUGAAAGGUGUAGAUAACUUGAACAGCAUCCAUGUCAACAGUGACUGA
Molecule: messenger RNA, 2079 nt
Organism: Tinamus guttatus (white-throated tinamou)
Lineage: Eukaryota; Metazoa; Chordata; Aves; Tinamiformes; Tinamidae
Gene: GPCPD1
Product: glycerophosphocholine phosphodiesterase 1
Biological process (GO): glycerophospholipid catabolic process
Molecular function (GO): glycerophosphocholine phosphodiesterase activity; starch binding
Source: RefSeq, a predicted model, not a curated record